Messenger RNA from Microplitis mediator, 654 nucleotides. RefSeq lists its product as uncharacterized. The record is from RefSeq and is a predicted model, not a curated record. NCBI's taxonomy places the organism in Eukaryota, Metazoa, Arthropoda, Insecta, Hymenoptera, Braconidae. Bases 283 to 654 code for a protein of 123 amino acids. The transcript has 3 exons.
UAAAAAUAAAAAUAAAGUUGGUAUUGACAGUAAUUUAUUUAAAGUCUAAAACUAAUUAAAAUAAAUCUUAUCUACAAGUGUCAAUUUCCAUCCCUCACUCUCGUGCUUAAAAUUUCCCAAAAGACAUCAGGUAGGUAUUAAAAUUAUAACCAUCUGCUCUUAGUGUCCUUGCAACGCUAGAGCGUUAUAAAUAGUCAUUGUCAUCAUCAGCUUACAAACAUAAAUAUAUAUAUACACAUAUACAUACAUAUUCUACAAUUGCAAAAAAACGUGAAUUGAAAUAUGGAGCCCGAUCCUGAAAAUCGUCAGAACCGGGGAUUUUAUCAAAUAAUUCUACGAGAAAUAACUCCUCUAAUAAACGUAUUGAGAGACGGGAUUUCACGGCAGCCGGUUCUAAAAUUAUUAUUAAUAUUUGCAGUAAUAAAAGUUAUUGCGUUUAUGGAUAAUUAUUAUGUUUUUCUUGCGGCAACAACGAUUGCGUUAAUUGUUUUAAUGGGACUGGAGCAUGGAUUUGAGUGGAUUUUAAAUAAAUUACCAUUUUUAUUUAUAAUUGUUAUUACUUUUCUAGUUAUUUCUAUAACACUUGAUUGUAUUAUUCAUUACUUAGUGCAAACGUAUUUCAUAAUUCUUAAUGUUAAGGAAAAAGAUGAUUAA